AUGCUCCGAGUCCACGCUCGAGUUUCCCCACCAUUCAGGCCCGUUCCACGUCCAGAACAGGCCAAACAGGAGAUAUAUCGUCAGACUCGUAAUGGCCGUACCGGCAUCAAGCGCGGAGGAGACAACGUAUACAAAGUCCUUGUGGAGUGUGGGCCAGCGCUUUGCGACGUAGCUGUUGGCGAAGACGGCGACGGCGGCGCCGGAGAGAAUGAUGUUGGUCGGGCUGGGGGUGAGCAGGUGCGCGAGCGGAGAGCGGAGCGCGGAGCGAGCGAGCCGAGGUCGUGGCCGACGACAAGGUGGAGAGAAGGAGAGACUUACUAUUGCGGAAUGAGCGUGGCGCCCGAACAAAUGAUAGGAAACACGACCUGUCCAUUAGCUCUACCUUCCCCUCUUCUACCUCUAACCCCAGAUGAGGCUCACCUUGUGCAACUUAUACCCCGGCCACCGCCUAUGCGCCCACCACAACACCACAGGCACGAGCGCACCGAGCGGAAAACCGAGAUACAGCACGCGAUACUUGCCCGCGAAGAAACGCGCGGGGCCGACUGCGCCCCAGAUGAUGCUCGCGCUGUAGAAGAUUUGCGGCCGGCGGCCCGUCCAUUGCCCCGUUGGGUCUACCUCUGUGCCGUCGAGGUAGGAACGUUUGGAGCUCAGGACGGAUUGGAGGGUUACGUCUGGCCUCUCGCACGCUCGUCCACGGCUCGUCCGCUCACGAUACGUACAGUUUGUCAACGCGCCCAAAACCGUGCCCAGGAUCUGCGCCGCGAACAUCUCCCUCGGCGGGAUGGACGUGUACCAUCCCAGCUUGAGGUCCGAGACGAGCUGGAGCGACUGGAACAUGGCCAUGUCUUUGGUGAGCUACCGGAACGCCUCGCAGCUCUCACAUCCGAAACACUUGAAGGUCACGCUGGGCGUCAGUUACGGCCAACAGCAGGUACAACUCACUUUCCGAUCGGCUUGCCGGGCAUGAGGAAACCGGCGACGCUGCGGGUUAGUGGUGUUGAGAGGGCGGCUCACAAUUCCGUGAUCACGUUCUGGGGUCAGCUAGACCGACACGUCCUAGCUUACCAGGCCGAUGGUCGUGUUGCUCACGGCGGCGACGAUGCCGAUUCUGCUGUUAGGUUCAAGGUAGUCGAUUAUCACACCUACGGGAUGAGGAAGACCUGGGUGUCAGUUCGAUGA
Molecule: messenger RNA, 1182 nt
Organism: Trichosporon asahii var. asahii CBS 2479
Lineage: Eukaryota; Fungi; Basidiomycota; Tremellomycetes; Trichosporonales; Trichosporonaceae
Exons: 2
Coding region: 1-1182 (393 amino acids)
Source: RefSeq, a predicted model, not a curated record